This is a messenger RNA of Caenorhabditis briggsae, 321 nucleotides long. The transcript is spliced from 4 exons. The coding region runs from base 1 to 321 and encodes 106 amino acids. The record is from RefSeq and is a predicted model, not a curated record. Lineage: Eukaryota; Metazoa; Nematoda; Chromadorea; Rhabditida; Rhabditidae.
AUGAAUAUGGAGAUGCAUGAAUCAGAAGUGUUGGGUUUUCUGGAGGAAUCUAUGGUUGAAAUCCGAGAGUUCUCUAAAAUCCGCAACUAUCACUUCCAACUUGUCGAUGGAUUAAAUCUCUUGCUCUGCGACCCAAAUGUCAAAACCCAUGACGAAUUCCCAUUACAAAUAGAAAGUCUCAAACGAUCCGGCGCCUUCAUAUGCAUGCACGCGAACGAGAAUUACCAUAAAUUUGGAAGACGACUCGAAGACGUCAACGAGGACCUGCUCGUUCUCACCUCCUACAUUGUUCGUCACCUCUACCUAAACGAAGAUGGAUAG